Molecule: messenger RNA, 7621 nt
Organism: Sorex araneus (European shrew)
Lineage: Eukaryota; Metazoa; Chordata; Mammalia; Eulipotyphla; Soricidae
Gene: USP37
Product: ubiquitin specific peptidase 37
Exons: 24
Coding region: 228-3179 (983 amino acids)
Biological process (GO): protein deubiquitination
Molecular function (GO): cysteine-type deubiquitinase activity
Source: RefSeq, a predicted model, not a curated record
UUCCCGCCAUCAGCCGCCCUCCCUGCCUGGGGGGGAGCCAGCGGCUCUGCCUCUCCGGGUCCAGCGGCCCUCCCUGCGCUGACCCCCCAGCUCCUCCCCCUCGGCGCGGACUCGGGGCUUCCGGCAGGCCUGUCGGGGGCUCGGGACCCGCGGACGCAGAACUUGUCCAGUGAAGCUCUAUUUUUACCUCUUAAUUUGUCCAGAAGUGAUUUAUUUUUAAAGAAAGUAUGUCUCCUCUGAAGAUACAUGGUCCUAUCAGAAUUCGAAGCAUGCAGACUGGGAUAACAAAAUGGAAAGAAGGGUCCUUUGAAAUUGUGGAAAAAGAAAAUAAAAUCAGCUUAGUCGUUCACUACAAUACUGGAGGAAUUCCAAGGAUAUUUCAGCUAAGUCAUAACAUUAAAAAUGUGGUGCUCCGACCCAGUGGAGCCAAGCAGAGCCGCCUGAUGCUGACGCUGCAGGAUAACAGCUUUCUGUCCAUUGACAAAGUGCCGAGCAAGGAUGCUGAGGAGAUGAGAUUGUUUCUAGACGCUGUCCAUCAGAACAGACUCCAUGGAGCAAUGAAAUCUCAGGGAUCUGGUAGUUUUGGAGCGAUUCUGGGUAGCAGGACUUCACAGAAAGAAACCAACAGGCAGCUUUCCUACUCAGAUAAUCAGGCCUCUUCAAAAAGAGGAAGCUUGGAAGCUAAAGAUGAAUCUCCGUUUCGGAAAGUGCUUGGUAGCCCAGGUAGAGGGCCUAUCAAGACCACAGCGGGGAACGGCAUGACUGUCCCCAGGACGGUCCCCUCUUUGCCUUCUUUGACAUCUACGUCAACGCCUCUUAGGUCGGGAAUUUUGGAAAACAGGACUGAAAAGAGGAAACGAGUGCUCUCUUCUGGCUCAGAGUUGAACGAAGACUACCCUAAGGAAAAUGAUUCAUCAUCGAACAAUAAGGCUAUGACAGAUUCCUCAAGAAAAUAUCUAACCAGCAGCAGAGAGAAGCAGUUGAGUUUGAAACAGUCAGAAGAGAAUAGGACAUCAGGGCUUUUACCUUUGCAGUCGUCAUCCUUCUAUGGCGGCAGGGUCGGGUCCAAGGACUACUCCUCCGGCAGCUCUGCCCUUGACAGGACUAAUGUUUCCAGUCAAACUCCCUCGGCCAAAAGAAGUUUGGGAUUUCUUCCCCAGCCGUCUCCGCUCUCUGUGAAGAAACUGAGGUGUAACCAGGAUUACACUGGCUGGAACAAGCCCAGAGUACCCCUUUCUUCUCACCAACAGCAACAGCUACAGGGCUUCUCCAAUUUGGGAAAUACCUGCUAUAUGAAUGCCAUUUUACAGUCUCUGUUUUCACUGCAAUCAUUUGCAAAUGACUUGCUAAAGCAAGGUAUUCCAUGGAAGAAGAUUCCACUCAAUGCACUUAUCAGACGCUUUGCACACUUGCUUGUUAAGAAGGAUAUCUGUAAUUCAGAGACCAAAAAAGAUUUACUCAAGAAGGUUAAAAAUGCCAUUUCAGCUACAGCAGAGAGAUUCUCUGGUUAUAUGCAGAAUGAUGCUCAUGAAUUUUUAAGUCAGUGCUUAGAUCAGCUGAAAGAGGAUAUGGAAAAAUUAAAUAAAACUUGGAAGACUGAAUCUAUUCCUGGUGAAGAAAAUUCCCCAGAUGUUUCAGCCACUAGAGUGUACACGUGCCCUGUUAUUACCAAUUUGGAAUUUGAGGUUCAGCAUUCCAUUAUCUGCAAAGCUUGUGGAGAAAUUAUUCCUAAAAGAGAACAGUUUAAUGACCUCUCCAUAGAUCUUCCUCGAAAGAAAAAGCCACUUCCUCCUCGUUCAAUUCAAGAUUCCCUUGAUCUUUUCUUUAGGGCAGAAGAGCUUGAGUAUUCCUGUGAGAAGUGUGGUGGGAAGUGUGCUCUCGUCAGGCACAAAUUCAACAGGCUACCCAGGAUCCUUAUUCUUCAUUUGAAGCGAUACAGUUUCAACGUCGCCCUCUCACUUAACAACAAGGUCGGGCAACAAGUCAUCAUUCCCAGAUACCUGACCCUGUCGUCCCAUUGCACUGAAAACACAAAACCGCCCUGCACCCUCGGUGGGAGCACACACACGACAGUUUCUAGACCAUUGAAAGCCUCUCAAAUGGUGAAUUCCUGCGUCACCAGCCCUUCUACACCUUCAAAGAAUUUUACCUUUAAAUCCAAGAACUCCUUGGCUUUAUGCCUUGAUUCAGACGGUGAAGAUGAGCUUAAACGUUCUGUGGCCCUGAGCCAGCGACUUUGUGAAAUAACAGGUAGUGAGCAACUGCAGGAAGACCUGGAGAAAGAUUCCAAAUCCUGCAGAAUAGAGCCUGGUAAGGCCGAGCUGGAGACCCCGGGUUUGGAAGGGAUGAGUGAGGAAGAGCUUUUAGCAGCUGUGUUAGAGAUCAGUAAGCGAGAAACAUCACCAUCUCUGAGCCAUGACGAUGACGAGAAACCAACCAGCAGCCCGGACACUGGAUUCGCAGAAGAUGAUAUUCCAGAAAUGCCCGAAAAUCCAGACCCUGUGGAGCCUGAGAAACCCAGGAUGGCCACAGAGUUGGAUCCCGCCGGUUUCACUGAGAUCACCAAAGACUGUGAUGAGAAUAAAGAGAACAAGACUCCGGAAGGCUCUCAGGGCGAGGUUGAUUGGCUUCAGCAGUACGACAUGGAGCGUGAGCGAGAAGAGCAAGAGCUGCAGCAGGCGCUGGCCCAGAGCCUCCAGGAGCAGGAAGCGUGGGAACAGAAAGAAGACGAUGACCUCAAAAGAGCGACAGAGUUAAGUCUUCAAGAGUUCAACAGCUCCCUGCUGGACUCCCUGGGCUCUGACGAGGACUCCGGGAACGAGGAUGUCUUAGAGAUGGAGUACACGGAAGCCGAGGCAGAGGAGCUCAAGAGAAACGCUGAGACAGGAAAUCUGCCUCAUUCUUACCGGCUCAUCAGCGUCGUCAGUCACAUCGGGAGCACGUCUUCUUCAGGCCAUUACAUUAGUGACGUGUAUGACAUUAAGAAGCAGGCGUGGUUCACUUACAAUGACCUGGAGGUGUCCAAAAUCCAAGAGUCUUCUGUGCAGACCGACCGGGAUCGAAGCGGUUACAUCUUCUUUUACAUGCACAAGGAGAUCUUCGACGAGCUGCUGGAAACAGAAAAGAACUCUCUGGCAGUGAACGUCGAGGUGGGGAAGAGCGCGCGGCAGGCCUCCUGAGGCCCCGCGGGGAUGCCAGUGCGCCCGCCUCGCCUGCCUGCCUUCCGCCCGAGAUCGUGGGCCUCAGCUUGAGACAGGAGCAACAAUCAGCUCAGGGCCACCCCACACGACGAGGUUGCGGGGAUGCAGCGUGCGCCACACUGCUUGCUCCACGGAAGCUUGGGUCUCGCGUCGGUCACUGAUUACCCUCUUUCUCCUACACAAGUGGCACUUCCUUUUUGUCUUGGGAGUACCUGUUGUAAAUAUAUAUAUAUACAUAUAUAUAUACGUAUUUAUAUAUAUAUGUAUAUUUGUGUGUGUGAGUGUGUGUGUGUGUGUGUGUGCGUGUGUGUGUGUGUACUCAUAUGUAUGUACUUGCGCACACAUUUAUGCGGAAUGGAUGGAGCCUUAAAAGAGUUAGGGUGAGCCACCAGAGUAUGCCUGCUCAAAAUUAAUAGCACAGUAGUUUGGAGAAGAAACAAAGUUGCCAGAGUCCCCCUCAGCCAAGAAAUGUGUGGAGAUGUUCUCAUGUCCUUGUCUCUGCACAUUUCUUCUUCUCCGUGGGCUUGGGGCUCGCGUGCUCCUCGAGUACUUCCGCUCGAGUCGGUAUCUUGCGUGUGUGUUUCUUUCUGGUACAGUCCACUGGAAAGCCAGCUCUCCGUGUUACACUCAUGACAGUUUGUCCUUCUUGCAAUGGAGUGCAUUCCUGCCGCCUGACCUGAGUUUUGUGUUUUUUUUGUGUUUCUUUUUUUUUUUUAAUGCAAAAUAUUUCAUGGAUUUGUAACGCUUUUGCUAUUUACAAGCAGUCCUCCGAGAAGGGGACUGGCGGUGCUUUGUAACGUGCUAAUGGUUCCGCAUUUGGUGUUCUUUUUACAGUUUGCAUUUUCUUUAGAUUCCUUCACCAGCGCGUUCCUUGUUAUCACCUACAUUAUUAACGGUGGUGGAGACAGAGUGUUUUUCUUGUUCUUCUUCUGUCUCGUUCUCAAUAGAGCAAGCAUUACCCUGAAGGACUGCAGCCAAAAACGUUUCAGAGGUAGGAGAACAAUAGCUUCCCAGCUGGUCUAGCCUGCUGCUACGUGCAGGGAUGGCAGAGAAGGCGACCGUCUCUGCUUCCCAGCAGGAGGGUCACGUGAAAGCUAAACCCCGAAUCACGAAAGCUAAAUGCUUUGCCACACUUCUGAGAUUAAGUGCCCGAGCUACAGGAGAAUCACUCGGUCCUGCCACCCACCGUUGGUGGGCUUGGGCCAUCACGCAGGGUGGCACUUACAGAUGUGCUUUAUUUAAAAGUAACCGUAAAAGGUGCGAAAUAUAUUUCUCUCACAGAGGUGCUCUGAGUGGAGGCUCGGUUGGGGGCUGUGACACUAAGUGCUCGGUGGCCACCAGCUGACCCGGCCAUCCUGGGGAAACAGUUGGUGAAACCAGAUGAAUGAGUGUGAGGGGAGUCGGGCCACAGGAUAAAAUUUCUGAGCCCUUGAAUCAUUAGGUGCACAGAGUUGAGUUUAACAAAAAUAAAACAGCAGUAUUUUCAUUUGUGUGAUUUCUUUUUGAAUAAACAAGAGGAUUCUUCAGUUCUAAGGUAGGGCAGAACUAGGUCAGACUUUGAAGAGGAGACGACUGUUUAAAGUAUGGAAUCACAGACGGACCACCUUUUCCUGGAAGAUUGCCUUAAGGAAGCUCCAGGCCCACCCCCCAGAUCCCAGAUAUGUUUUGAUACAGUAACCCUCCUCUAUAAUUUUGAAUCUUUGAACUAUAAAUGGCCCCAUCGCUUGGCUUACUACUGGUACAAACUUGGCCUUCUACCAUCUACCAACGUUUUAUUAUUGUGGAUGUUUCUACAGUGAAUCAGUGGUAGAAUACACAAAGAGUAGUAAGUAUAAAACAGAGGGAAGAUGAUUUGUUUUUAAAACUAGCUUUUUAAGAUUUUAUUCUGCAAAGGCGCCUUUUUUUUUUUUCUUGCUUGAAAAUAACUGGUUUUCUAAGAGUAAAGUGUUGAUCAAAUUCUUUAGCUAUUUAUUAUUUCUGUGUCUCUCUUUCGAAGGCACUGUUAAAAAUGAGUGGGAAUGAUUUGCAGUGAGGGCAGCUUUAGGGUACAUAGAGAAAUAGGUAUAAGUCUAGGUGACCCGGAAAGUGUCCUCAUGUGUCUGGCUUUUGGUAGCAUGCGUGCAUAUGGUUUUAAAGCACCUUUUGCUCAGAAAAUCUAAUUUAAUUUGAUGGUCAUGUCUUAAGCAGAACUGUUGGGAGUUGGCUAGAGGGUACAUGAGUUACCUCACCGCUCAGAGAUAUGCAAGGGAGGGUCUUGGUUGCACUCGCUGUCUCUCCGCCCUGGUCUGGUUUGCCUUCCCGUCGCCCGUUGCUCCCCUCAUCCCUUUCACUGCUAAAUUACGUUCUUGUUUUGGUUCCGUAAGGCGUUCGAGAAAACAGAGAUACCUGCUAGACCGUGUGGAUGGGGUUUUAUGGUUUCAUGUUUCUGUCACCUGCAUAUUUAAAGCGUCCACCGAGGACAUUUCUUCUGUGCAGUCUGAUCGGUUUGCCAAGUAUCAGGGCAUGAGACGUAUGGUGUGAUGAGGCCGGAAGGGACAAGUUAGAUGGGAUGAGCGUGUUCAUUUCCACGUGACUAACCCGCACAGUGACUAACCUGCCUCUGGCGUGUGCCAGGCGUGGCUGUGUCCAGUUGGCCCCUGAAAGCCUUCCAUUCUGCUCACCCUGACUCUAGCUGGGGCUAGGAAGUUGCACAUGACCAGACCCCGUACACACUCUCAGAGUCGGGACUAAGCCGAAGAGGAAGGCAGUUUCGUGGGUCCUGUUUGUCUACAGGGAUGCACCCUCGGGCUCUGCGCAGGCAGAAGGAAAGGCGCAUCCGUGAAUCGUUUUCCUGUCUGGAUGUCCCGACGCCAGAAGCUUGCUUGCCGGGGCGUGUGCUUUGCAGGCCUGACUUUCUGCUCCAUCAGAGUUAGAAAUACGUUUACAUGUAAGAUGCAUGCAGUGAACACGCAUGUGUGACAGGUGAGCUCACCGACUCCUCAGGACAGACUAGACCGCACGUUGCUUUGGUUUCUCUCUUUGAUCAAGCGUUAGAGUCUUCUGACAGAAGCUUCGAGAACUAAAACCUCAACAGAUUCAGUAAUUCAGUUAAUUCCGUACUGCAGUCACCAUGAUGUGAGUAGACAGAACUCCAGCUCUGCCCCGGGACCGCUACAGGUGUCCGCCCUAGAUGAGCAGGGCCUGGCGAGCCCAGAGGAGCCUCAGCGUUUGUGUCACGAGGCUCCAGAGAGGGAGGUGGGGACUGGAAACCAAAACCAGGAAGCCCGUGGGUGUUCAUUAGUGUUCCGAAAAGAGACAUACACAAACGGUGGCGGUGCCUCCUCCCUCCUCUCUGUCCCCGGAAACGACAGCAGCGGUGUCUUUUUUUUCCCCCAAACUUUCUUGCCCUCCCUGUGUAAUGGCCCGCCCAUUUGGAGUCUUGUUUGAAAGAAGCGCCACUGUCUCCAGGUGUUGCUGCGCCUCAAUCGAGGGUUCCCCCUCCCCAACCCCCCGGCAGCCAGUCCAGUAUCAGAUGCGGCCACCGCACGCAGUAAUCCCCUCCGCCCGCCCCUCUGUCUUCACACUGAUGCUCUCAAACGUGUGCAGACGGAAAGAUUCCUACCCUCUCUACAAUACAUGGCUUCCACGUGCUAAUUUCUUUCUUUAUUGGUGUCUCAUUAACAUCUGGAAAUAAAUAUUUUAUCGGAAAACUAGCUUGUUAGGCCUCAAGAAUUUCGCGACGGUUCUUCCUUGCCGCGCCCCUGGCCGCCACAAUCAUUGGCCUCCCCGGGCAGCAUGCUUCGGUGUCCGCCCUCGGGGCAGUCUCCUUCAUCGGACCCUAUCUUUAGACACAGCCAGUGACCCUUCCCUGCCCGCGUGUGCCGCGUGUCUGAGGUCUCCACGGGACCCAGGUGCCCGUGCGACCAUACUCGGGUCCCCUGGGCAUGAGGAGAGAGUGUGCGGAUCUGGAUCAGGACCCAGGUUUGGUCAAAGGCCAGAAUCGGCCUCCCGCGCAACCGGGCCGUGUUGAGAACUGGGUGCGAGUGAGCCUGCACGCACGUUUGCAGCUUGCCCUCUCCCCCCCUCCUCCCUGCACUUUCCUCCCACGCCAGCCCGUUUCUCUGGCCUCCUUGACAGAUGUUCACAGCAGGGGCCAAGGAAGGAAGCCUUGCGCGCCAAGGUGUGCCCAGGCCGGCCAGCAGCUCUGGCCGCAUCGUUUGUGAGGUGAUUUUCCCUUGUGACCCGAGUGACUCUGGAUUCUGGAUUCCUGACGUUGUGUUGUAUGGAGCAGCACUUUAUCUGUGUUUUAGCAGAACAGUUUCUCUGUAUCCUCGACGGUUCCCCCUGGGUUUUGUUUUCCUUUUAAAUUAUGCAUAGAGUUGUUUUGGUUCUUUUUUUUUUUCCCCUCCGUGGGUGUGAAAUUAAAGCCUUUAUUAACCUUG